UCCAGGGACUUUAAACCCUAUCGGGACAUUCAUUGAGGAAGUCCAUGGCCGAGAAUAAGCUUAACCUUGGUUCGCCACUUGGGCUCGGGAGCCUAAUUUUGGCCACCGGUCUUUCAGAGCUCCGUUCGGAAUGUGGAAGGUGCCAGUUUUGCGGGCAUCUCAGUAAUGGCCAAAGUGUGAGAAGUACCGUCGGUGACUGUAUCUCCUGCCUUACUGUGAAUUCUGUCGCUUUCCCUUCUCGCUGACGAUGUUCCCCAGUCGGUCGUCUUUGUUUGGAAAGACCUCGGCCCCGUCGCAUGCUACAGGGGACGCAAAAACGCCAGUGCAAUCGCACGUUGCUGGAGAGCAGUCCUUGGGCGCAAAGCAAAGCUCAGCUAGCGGAGAGUCUUCCACGAAAGUCCCAGAUAAACCAUUCCAGCUGAACUUGCAGCACCACCGCAGUCUAGAACGCACGGCAGGAACAGAGAAGCAAAGGGCCGAAAAUCCAUACAGGAGGGCUAGCGAAGGGUCGCCUUUCACUGGAGAACUACCGGUCUAUGUCUAUGCGGCGCUGGCGUCGUUUGAAGAGUCCGCGGAAGGUGUCGAAGACGCUUCGGAACACAGCAGUCGGACGGUUGAUGCCGGCGAGGAUGAAGAUGCAAAGAUAAUAGAGAGGCGGAGAUUGUUUCGAAAGACAUCAACAGAACAUACCAUCAUCAAAGAUCUGGAGGAGAAUUUCGCCCGGGGUUCCUCUUCUGGUGCCUUGGCUGUGACUGCAGCGACGUCAAAGCCGCCAUCUCGGCUCUCUCGGUCUAGCAGAGGGGACGAAUCCGCGGACUCGAUAGGAUCCCAACGUGCAACGACAAUCCCUCAUGAUGCAUCCUCUUUAUCGGCGAAUGGCGUGCCGGACCCUUCCGCGCAUCGCUCCUCCAUCACGCAACUGCAGGAAAAACUCGCAGAGUCGGGGGCGGGGUUGGACGACUUGACGACACUGCAGGACCGGCUGCGGCGGUUGAAGGAUCGGUUAGGCGAUCAUUCGGCGUUUGGGAGCAUGGGCGGGAUGGCGCCACCAGGUGUCUUUAGCCACGCAAACUCGCAACGGCAUGGGUCACUUGUGCCGGCGGAACCUCUGCUCUCCAUUCUGAAGAAUCCCACACGAAAUGGCUCAAAAUCUGUACAGGGCGUGGCCCCGGUGCCCGUUACGGUGGCGAUAUCGGAACCGCAAUACAAAAUCCAAGCAACCCACGCUAGGAGCGAAGAUCUUCUUUCACGGGGUUCCGAAGUUGCCAAGAAAAGGGGCGUAAAAAACGGUACACCACCCUCGGCCGCCCAUUCCUACGACUUCCUCGAACGUGGCGCGAGCCUCCCCGCGUCUACGCACCCAUACUCGAUACCGGUGAUCCCGCAGACUCCGCCGCGGGUGGAAGGGACAUUACCUGUGUUUGUGUAUUUGGAGGAUGAUACGUGCAAUAUGUUCACCGUGACACCGAAUACGACAAUCAAUGAGGUUAGGAUGAGCGCGUUGUCGCAGCUCGGCGUUUCCGACGCUAUUGAGAGCUUCUCGGUGUUUUUCAUGGUGAAAGGCGUCAAUGGUGAGCUGAAGGGCGUCACUCUUUGCACAUCAUUACAUUAGAAACUAUUGAAGGAUAUGAUAUCUGAAAAUUCAUGCUCCUUCUCACCUGCAUCCCUACUCUGCGUUCAGGUGAACCCCAAGAGAGCCGCGUAGACCCCAACAUCCCCGUCGACCACCUCAGCCUGCCCGCCCCCGAAACAAUCAAAGUCCGCCUGCGCCGGAAAUCCGCCGUCCGCUGGUCCGUGCCCAUCAUCGUCGACGAACGCGUCCAGCGUCAACGAUGGGUGCUGGUGGAAGAGAGCACGAAGGUGGAGGAUAUCGUGAAGCUGCUGUAUACGAUUGAGAGGAAGGAUGAUACCGAGUCCUGGUCGCUUUUCGCGUCGGGUGGGUGGGAACUAUGUUUGGAAGACGUGGUGGGUCUGACCAUUGGCUCUGACGUACGGAUGUGAAAUUUAGGACCCUCGAAUACUGGGGCGUUACGGCCUGAUGAAACGCCUUUCAGACCAUGGGUGCGCGAUGAGCGCUAUUAUUUCCGUCAAUCGG
Messenger RNA from Fimicolochytrium jonesii, 2095 nucleotides. RefSeq lists its product as uncharacterized. Bases 248 to 1612 code for a protein of 454 amino acids. NCBI's taxonomy places the organism in Eukaryota, Fungi, Chytridiomycota, Chytridiomycetes, Spizellomycetales, Powellomycetaceae. The transcript has a single exon. The record is from RefSeq and is a predicted model, not a curated record.